AUGGGUACUAAUAACAGGGUUUUUGGGUUUUGGGCGUUCUCAUCUAUAGCAGCGGUGGAGGGUUUAACAAAAAUUUCUGGCAAUAACCUCGUAUCACUGUCAGAACAACAACUUGUAGAUUGCACAAGUGGUUGUAAACCAGGAAGGAUUACUGAAGCUUUCGACUACAUCAUAAAACACAAUGGUAUAUCUCCAGAUUCAGAAUACCCUUACCAAGCAAAACCAGGGCAGUGCCAUAACGCCAGACCCGCCAUAAUGAUAAAACGGUACGAAAUGGUCCCAAGCAACAACGAGUCUGCGUUGCUCGAUGCUGUAUCAAGACAUCCCAUAUCGGUGGACAUUGAUGCGAAGAUGGAUAGUUUCAGGUAUUACAAAGAGGGAGUGCUCGAUUCGCGGGACUGUGGGACAGAAGUGAAUCAUGCAGUGGCGCUCGUUGGGUAUGGGGUAACGGAUGAUGGGAUCAAGUAUUGGUUGGCUAAAAAUUCUUGGGGUGAGAAUUGGGAUGAGAAAGGUUACAUUAGGCUCCGUAGAAUGGUGGAUAAUUGGCCUGAAGGAACGUGUGGUUUGGCUCAGUAUGCUUAUUAUCCGGUAGUUUGAUGAUUAAUAUUGAAGUGAUCAUACAUUAUUAUCCUGGUUAUGGAUUGUUGACAUGUGAUCUAAAUCUUCAUCGUAACUUUAAAUAUUGUAAU
Molecule: messenger RNA, 689 nt
Organism: Raphanus sativus (radish)
Lineage: Eukaryota; Viridiplantae; Streptophyta; Magnoliopsida; Brassicales; Brassicaceae
Product: cysteine endopeptidase RepA-like
Exons: 2
Coding region: 1-597 (198 amino acids)
Cellular component (GO): lysosome
Molecular function (GO): cysteine-type endopeptidase activity
Source: RefSeq, a predicted model, not a curated record